AGAGAGAAAGGUCUGACGGAGGAGCGGGAGAGGCGGGGCACCGUGGGAUCCUGCUCCAGGAGCCGAGCCUCGGGGGCCUGACAGAAGGCGAUCGUCAGGUCAGCUUGCAAAGCCCAAAGCCUAGAACCAGAGGGAAUGGCCCCUGGCACCCAGAGAUGCUCAUCCCAGGAGUUGGUGACAUUCAAGGAUGUGGUUGUGGACUUCACUGAGGAGGAGUGGUGCCUCUUGGACCAUUCUCAGAAAAAGCUGUGCAUAGAGGUCAUGCUGGAGAAUAUCCAGAACCUGCUGUCCCUGGAUGUAGAGACCAAGUUUGAAGCAAAUGAAAUAACUAGAAAGCUGGGAAUUUUUGUGGAAGGAUGUGACCUGCAAAGAUUCAUGAGUGAUGCCCCCUGUGACUUCCAUUUGAGAGAAAUCCAUGACUUUAUUAUCAAGGAAGAUGAAAACCCAAAGAGUGACUGUGAAUUUGAUGAAAUUGGAACAAGAUUCAGACUGUCUUCAAUCCUACAUCACUGUAAGAAAAUUAGCUCAGGCAGUGACUGUCCUCCAGAUAUUGAAUAUAGGAAAUGCUUUACUGAAGAGGUAAAGUUUUUUCAGUCCCUGGAGAAGGCUCCCAGAAUGCAAAUGUAUCCUGGUAAUCAGUGGGAGAUGGCUGUGAACUGGAGUUCAGACAUCAAUAAACAGAAAAGUGAUACUGGAGAAAUGCUUUCUGUAAGUAAUAAAGGUGGGAAGGCCUUGAUUCAGAGCUCUAAGCUCAUCACUCAUCAGCAAUUUCCCACUAGAAAAGAGUCUGAGGAAUAUGAGUGGGAAACAACUUCAUCCUACCAAUCAUCUAUUCCUUGCCAGCCUAGAUUUCAAGGAGAAAUGAAAAGAUAUGCAUCUGUUCAGUGUGGGAAGACCUUUGGUUGUAACUCAGAUCUUGAUAGACCUCAGAAGAUUCAUACUGGGGAGAAGUUCUAUGAACACAAUGAAUGUGGGAAGGCUAUCUGCUUAUCUCUCCUUAUUGGCCUUCAGGGAAUCCAUACUGGAGAGAAACUUAUUGAAUGUAAUCAGUGUGGAAAAAUUUUAAGAAAUAAAUACACUCUUGCUUUACAUCAGAGAAUACACACUGGAAAGAGAAGUUUUGAAUGCAAUCAGUGUGGAAAGGUUUUCCCACAAAGAGGCCAUCUUGCUGCACAUCAGAGAAUCCACACUGGAGAGAAGCCUUAUGGAUGUAAUCAGUGUGGAAAGGCUUUCAGCGUGAGCUCCAGUCUUAUUUCACAUCAGAGAAUUCACACUGGAGAGAAGCCUUAUGGAUGUAAUCAAUGUGGAAAGGCUUUCAGAAUGAGCUCCAGUCUAACUGCACAUCAGAGAGUUCACACUGGAGAGAAACCUUUUGCAUGUAAUCAGUGUGGAAAGGCUUUCAAACAGAGGGGCCAUCUUUUUACACAUCAGAAAAUCCACACUGGAGAGAAACCUUUUGAAUGUAAUCAGUGCGGAAAGGCUUUCAUACAUAAGAGCAGUCUUAUUACACAUCAGAAAUUCCACACUGGAAAUAAGCCUUUUGAAUGUAAUCAGUGUGGAAAAGCUUUCACAGAGAACAGCGCUCUUACUAAACAUCAGAGAAUCCACACUCGAGAGAAAUUUUUUGAAUGUAAUCAGUGUGGAAAAACUUUAAGAAAUAAAUACACUCUUUCUUUACAUCAGAGAAUGCACACUGGAAAGAGAUGUUUUGAAUGCAAUCAGUGUGGAAAAGCUUUCAAAGAGAACUCUACUCUUGCUAAGCAUCAGAGAAUCCAUACUAGAGAGAAACUUGAAUGUAAUCAGUGUGGAAAAAUUUUAAGAAAUAAAUACAUUCUUGCUGCACAUCAGAGAAUACACACUGGAAUGAGACCUUUUGAAUGCAAUCAGUGUGGAAAGGUUUUCACACAAAGGAGCCAUCUUGCUGCACAUCACAGGAUACACAGUGGAGAAAAGCCUUAUGGAUGUAAUCAAUGUGGAAAGGCUUUCACACAGAGCUCCAAUCUUGCUGCACAUCAGAGAAUACACAGUGGAAAGAGACCUUUUGAAUGCAAUCAGUGUGGAAAGGUUUUCACACAAAGGGGCCGUCUUGUUGCACAUCAGAGAAUCCACACAGGAGAGAAGCCUUAUGCAUGUAAUCAAUGUGGAAAGGCUUUCACCGAAAGCUCCCAUCUUGCUGCACAUCAGAGAAUCCACACUGGAGAGAAACCUUAUGUAUGUAAUCAGUGUGGAAAGGCUUUCAUAGAGAGGGGCUAUCUUACUAGACAUCAGAAAAUCCACUAUGGAGAAAAGCCUUAUGGAUGUAAUCAAUGUGGAAAGGCUUUCACACAGAACUCCAGUCUUGCUAAACAUCAGAGAAUCCACAGUGGAGAGAAACCAUAUGAAUGCAAUGAAUGUGGAAGGGCUUUUACACAGAAGGCCUAUCUCACUUCACAUAGGAGAAUCCACACUGGAGAAAAACCUUAUAUAUGUAAUCAGUGUGGAAGGGCUUUCAGACAGAGCUCCAUUCUUGCUACUCAUCAAAAAGUCCAUGGUCGAGGGAAGCCUUAGGGAUAUAAUCAAUGUGGAAAGGCUUUCAGAUUCCCCUCCAUCCUUACUUUACAUAAGAGAAUUCACACUGGAGAGAAACCCUAGGAACUUCAUUCUUCAUAUGAGGGCAUGAUAUAGUUAUUGUGUUCAUGUGUCAAUAAUCCUUAGCAGUGUUGGUUCAAAUUCAUGCAGUAUUCAUUAACUUCCUUACAUUCAAUAUUCAAUAACUGUUGGUGGGAAAAUUCACCAUAUGCACAUAUGUUCUCAAUUAUAUCCAAAUAAGUUUUUGAUAGGUUUUAAAAUUCCAGACUUGGUCUGCUCUGUAGGUAGGCUAGAGGAAGGGGGAGUACAUUUGGUGGACUUGAAAGGAUAACUUGCCAAUGGGAAUUUAAAACCUUCAAUUCACUGAAUAAGAACGGAGCAACUGCGAGAAAUGAUGGAGAGGAAAGCUGAUGGAAUGUUAGAUAAGGAGGACAAUCAGCACAAAUAGUACAUUGUGGAGUCUUACGUCAAUACAGUGAGGACUAGUUUACACCUAGUGAAUAAAGAGUUCGUUCAAAGAUAUAACUUUAUGGGGCAGCUAGGUGGCACAGUGAGUAGUACACAUGGCCUGUAGUUGGGAGGACCUGAGUUCAAAUGUGGGCUCAGACACUUGACACACUUCUUGCUGUGUGACCUUGGGCAAGUCACUUAACCACAAUUACACUGCCUUCCCCUGUCCAAAAACAUGUAACUUUACUAUAUGCUAAUUAUUAAAAUAUGUAGUUUGAUUAUUUUCUAUAUUAUGGCAGAUUAUUAUUGUUAUUAUCACUUAAAGUUUAACCCAUAAGUUACCUUACUUUGGCUAGGGGAGGUCCUAGUACCUUAAAUUGCAGCCUUAUAGAGACUUUGAACACUGUCAACAGGGCUGGGGAGAUCUGUUCACAGGUUAAGUCAGAAAUCCAAAGGAGCCUCACAGACAGAUUUCUUCAGGGGAUUUUGCUAUGCUUUUCUCCCAACAGUUAGUCACUUAUCAUUAGUUUCUUCAUUUAAACAAAAUGUACUUCAUUAUUUUUCAAAUAUUUUGUUGCAUCCUGUAAGAGACACAUGUAAGCUCUAAUAGUAUCCAUGUUAAAGGUAACCUGCUGUAACAACUUUUUUCUUAAGUUACAAGACAAGAGAAAAACAGUUCAAUACAAUGCAUUUUGAAAAGAUGAUACAGGGAAAAUCAGUCAUCCUGUCUCCAUUGACAUUUUAGUAAUUGUAUAUAAUGGCAUCAAAAACCUAGUAUUUAGUGUGGAGGAAGUAAAGUCAGUGAAAGAAAUAGCAAUAGUUCAUUUCUAUAGGAUUUACCACAGGCCUGGCUUUUCUCCUAAAGAAUUUCAGAGACCUGUGAGGUCUCCCACCCACCUUGCACUUGCCUCCCCCUGCUUCUAGAUGAUGGACUACCUGUCUCCUUCAAGGGUUUAAACUUGCCUCUUUCUGUGGUUUGUCCUUCCUUCUAGAAGAGGUCCAUGAUGUCAGGGAGGCAAUGCCAUGACAUGCGAGUCUGUUGGAUUUAAGUGAGGCAGAGCUGUGCCAAGUCACCAGCCUCACUUUCUCCUCCUGGGCCAUCUGGGUCCAGUGGGAAGAUGUAGAUCAGGACAACUGAAGAUGGCCCAGGAUGCAUUGGGGAUUUUGGCCAUUUCAAGCUUAGGUCUUUUGCAAGUCUGUUUGACUGAGGCAAGGCACAUUCCGGGAUUCAAGGCUCAAUGAGAAUUGAGGUAGAGAAUGGCCUCUUUACCUAGUUAAAAUUAAAAUAAAACAAACAGUUUUGUGAAUGGGGGAGACCCUCGGGAUUUCUGGCCAAGACAAACAAUUGCUAUUUAUAUUUUUUUAAAAAUGGGUAUUAACAUGAUAGAAGAAAACUUCAACCCAGAAGGGGAUUGAAGACUUGGGAGACUGCUGGGUAUGCUUUAAAUGCCAGAAACCUUUUAAGUUUGUUCUUGCUUCUAACAAUAAAUUAUUGUAUUGUA
Trichosurus vulpecula (common brushtail) is the source of this 4520-nucleotide messenger RNA. RefSeq names its product zinc finger protein 665-like. Lineage: Eukaryota; Metazoa; Chordata; Mammalia; Diprotodontia; Phalangeridae. Gene Ontology annotation, biological process: regulation of transcription by RNA polymerase II. The record is from RefSeq and is a predicted model, not a curated record. Gene Ontology annotation, molecular function: RNA polymerase II cis-regulatory region sequence-specific DNA binding; DNA-binding transcription factor activity. The transcript is spliced from 4 exons. The coding region runs from base 136 to 2547 and encodes 803 amino acids.